CCGGGUGGAAACUGCCCGCGAUGAUUCGCUGGUUGGGCCACAUUUCCUUGACAGGCCUGUAAGCCCCGCCCGCCCCGAGUGAAACGACAACGCCAUUGGUCCGGAGAGCUGUCAAUGAGUGAUGACACGCAACACCGGCGAAUAGAGCGAGGGCGGGCUCAAGGAAGAAAAUUAUAAGGUCAUUGGAAUUACCAGGGCAACAAUCCAUCGUUAUAAUGCGACUAUAUCAGAUAACAGUGAAAUUAUGAAUUAAACGGGUGCAAAGUCUACCGAAGAAGCUGCGUGUAUAGCGUCAAAGACAGGACUGCGAUCCUCACACACCGGCGCGUGGAUAUCAGCGCAGGUAAACGCGGUGGAGGUUUCGCUUAAGCCGAUCAAGGUGGGAUUGAACGAAACGGGUUUCCUUUCUGCCGUAAUACACACGUUGUCGUGACCACGGAGACAGAAACCGAGGAUGUUGCGGUUGGCUUGCUCCACGGUCCUGCUCCUCGUUCUCAGGCUCUUCGCGGGUCUGCCCUGGUUCCAGGUUCUGCCAUCCCUUUUUAUUUUCUACGUGGGUUCUGGAGGAUGGAAGUUCCUCCGUGUGUUUGCAAAGACAAUUUACCGCGAUUUACAUGCAGCCAGCGUGUUGCUGAGAGUGAAACUGAACGUCAAAAAGAACCUACGCGAGCGAAACACACUCCCCAAACUUUUUGCCAAGUCUGUCCAAAAAUACGGUGACAAGACGGCUCUGAUUUUCGAAGGAACGGGUGAGAAAUGGAGCUUCAAGGAGCUGGAUGACUACUCCAACCGUGUGGCUAACCUCUUCCUGCAGAGGGGCUUUAAGGAGGGCGAUGUGAUCGCUCUCUUCAUGGAGAACCGCUCCCAGUACGUGGGGCUUUGGCUGGGCAUGGCAAAGAUCGGAGUGGAGGCGGCGCUCAUCAACUUCAAUCUGAGACUGGAGGCUCUGGUUUACUGCGUCAACAUCUCUAAUGCUAAAGCCGUGGUGUUCGGCAUUGAACUUACAGAUGCGUUGUGUGAGGUGCACAGCUCUAUGGGAAAGACAGUGAAGCUCUUCUGCUCGGGAGAGUGGGAUUCUAAACGGGUUCCAGAGGGGACUGAGUGUCUGGAGACGCUGCUGGAGGCAGCACCUUCAAACCAGCCCAAACAACCAGAUCGGAGCUUCACAGAUCGCCUGUUUUACAUUUACACAUCAGGAACAACUGGAAUGCCAAAAGCUGCUAUCGUUGUACACAGCAGGUAUUACCGCAUGGCUGCCCUGGUGUACUAUGGUUUCAGAAUGAAGUCUGAGGAUGUGCUUUAUGACUGCUUACCGCUUUACCACUCAGCAGGUAAUAUUGUGGGAGUUGGACAGUGUCUGAUUCAUGGAAUGACUGUGGUGAUCCGAAAGAAAUUCAGUGCGUCUAAAUUCUGGGAUGACUGUAUCAAAUACAACUGCACAAUCGUCCAGUACAUUGGUGAGAUCUGUCGGUAUCUACUGAAUCAGCCAAAGAAGGAAGCUGAGCACCAGCACAAGGUCCGUAUGGCCCUCGGCAAUGGCCUCCGCCUGUCCAUCUGGGAGGAAUUCACCAACCGCUUCAACGUGCCGCAAAUCGCAGAGUUCUACGGAGCCACAGAGUGCAACUGCAGCCUGGGCAACUUCGACAAUAAGACGGGCGCUUGUGGAUUUAAUAGUCGGAUCUUGCCUUACAUCUACCCCAUCCGCUUGGUGAAAGUGGACGAGGAGACCAUGGAGCUCAUCCGAGGACCUGAUGGUGUCUGUAUACCGUGUGGUCCAGGAGAACCCGGUCAGUUAGUCGGCAGAAUCAUUCAGAACGACCCCCUAAGACGAUUCGACGGCUACGUCAACCAAUCGGCCACUAACAAGAAGAUCGCCCACAGUGUCUUCAAACUGGGAGAUAGUGCUUACCUCUCAGGGGACGUCCUGGUGAUGGACGAGUGUGGCUACAUGUAUUUCAGAGACCGUACUGGAGACACGUUCCGCUGGAAGGGAGAGAACGUGUCCACCACUGAGGUGGAGGGGACGCUCAGUCGCCUGCUGGAUAUGAAGGAUGUGGUGGUGUAUGGCGUUGAGGUGCCAGGUGCGGAAGGCAAGGCAGGGAUGGCGGCCAUAGCAGACCCAGAGCACAACACAGAUCUGCAGAAGUUCAGCAGAGAGUUGGAAAAAGCUCUACCACCCUACGCUCGACCCGUGUUCCUACGCUUCCUACCAGAAGUGAAUAAAACAGGGACUUUUAAAUUCCAAAAGACAGACAUGCGGCACGAGGGAUUUGACCCCAACGUUGUCUCUGAUAAACUCUGCUUCCUGGACUGCACUAAGGGACAGUAUGUGGAGAUGAAUGCAGAACUUCAUCGCAACAUCGUCUCAGGAAAGCAGAAAUUAUGAGACUACCGUCUAUCUCCGCCCAUUCCCUCACUGGCCCCGCCCCCCUCAUCGCCCCGCCCCUCGUUACCUCAGCAACCACAGUGAGGGGCUGCAGGAACACAUUCUGGCUCCAUCUUCAAGCUGAUUCCUAUAUACACCACAGCGUCCCGGUCCGGACCCACCACAAGGAGGCACACAGCGAUUCUAAAAGCAAAAAAAGUGAAAAUGUUAAAAAAAUCAAGCAAUUUAGCAGAAAAACACACAAAAAUGAAAAAAAAAAUGAAUGGCACAAAGACCAAACACACCAUCUGUCAAACGGUAAAGCUUUCCCUCGCCUCAGAUGCACAAUGCUUCGCUACGUGAUUUGAGACUGACAUGCGUCCAUCGAGAUGGAUUUAAUAAGCGACUGCUAUUGCCCCCUCAAGCCCUGACCAAACCAUAUGGAUCGAAGUGCAAUACGAACCAAAUGGCGGCUUUGUGCUUGUCAGCCGUCAUUAAUUGAUCGAUGGUAUUUAUUAUAACAUGCACCAAAUAUAUUUAAGUUUAAUAGCCCGUCAUCUAUUAAGUCAUGAAUCUGCAAUCACACAACUAUUGUAUCCAUACAACGGCUUCUGAAAUUUGGUGGGCGCCGUCAGCAUGAAAGCUUAGUUAGCCAUUUCUGCAGAAAAGUAAACAACAGCGUCAUCAUCUCGACGCAGACAUGAUGAUCAUUUUGUAUCCGACGAGGAUCUUCUGCACAUAGUGAACUUUGCAUUGAGGCAAAUGGAAGCAGUGUGAAACUUUGGUGCUGUACAGCAUGUUUUCUCCCCAUCUGUGUAGUGAUGGUUGAAAUAACCUCGCUUCCUGAUGGGAAAUGAAUGAAGGCAGAGGGGAACGAAGUAAAGGCUAUUGACAUCCGUACCAUCCGAGUUUUGGUUUUACUUUUAGCGGCAUGAAUGGUAGAUGCAAACAGAGCACUGUGCCUUACUGUCAGGUCACCAUAUAGUGUUAGUGCCCUCGUCAUGUAUCAUUACACCUCACCUAGCCAUCAUCUCCUCCCAUCAUGCCAAGUGUCCAAUAUUGCAUAUAUGGGCAUCCUUUUCCAUUCCGUGUGUAUAUUGCGCGAUACUCUCUUUCCUAUUCUCCGUAGUCUACGAAGGGUUGAUUUAUUUAUAUCGUAGCAAGUAUUCAAGUGUGUGUGUGUGCACGUGUAAGAUGACUGUGGGACGGCACUCGAAUUUCUUCAGUCAAUGUUUUGUCGGCCACCUAUGCAUAACCAUACAUUGCAGAUAAGGGAAAUUAUUAAACUGUGUUGUUAUCUCACAAAAAAACUUGAGUCCUAAAAACAUUUUUAUGACAAAUAGUCAUAUGCCCCUAAAUUUGUAUUACUGUAAUGUAAAAAAAUCAUUGUAAUGACAUAGAAGGGCUUAUUCUUAUUAAUGUAGUUACAAAAAAGAUCAUUAUCUAACGACUGUCACUGUAAUGACGGCAAAAUCUCAGUCGUAUUACCGUAAUGAUUAAACCUCAUUUUCAUUACCGUAAUGACAGCAAAAUCUCAUUUUCACUAUCCUAAUAAUUAAUUUUUUUCUGUUAUAAGAAAAUCUUGGUACGGUAAUAACAGCAAAAUUUCAUUUUCCGUACUGUAAUAAGAAAAUCUCGUUGUCAUUACCGUAAAAACAGCAAAAUCUCAUUGUCAUAGCCCUAAUAAUAUUUUUUUUAUUUUUUAUUCUUGUAAUAAGAAAAUCAAAUUCUCAUUACGAUAAUGACAGGGAAAAAAACACCUCAUUACGGUAAUAACAGCAAAAUGUCAUUCUCUUUACCGUAUUGAUAAAAUCUCAUUCUUGUUAUUGUAAUGAAAGCAAAAUUUCAGUACUGUAAUUACUCUAAUUUAAAAAAUAUAUAUAAAAGGUGUCUGGAUGUUGUACGUUUUCUUAUUUUAAAAUCAGCGUAUAUUAAAGUCAGAUCAGAAGAACUACCGCAAUCUUCAUUUGCAAUUGUCCAUAUAUGUAUCAUUAUUAAAACACAAUUUUUAUUUUAUAAAGGUGGGGUGAAAAUGACAUUUCCAGGCAUUUCUGUGAAAAUCACCUGUGCAGCUGCACUGGACUAUUUAGGGUACAGCAGUGGUGUCAUGGGUUAGUCACCCAAUCGGAUGCAGUUGUAUCCAUCAAUAUUCUUAUCUUGUUUUUUUGUGGCUUAUGUUUUUAAUAUCACUUGGGUUUUUUACAGUAAUUUUGUAUAACAGAAAGGUUCAGAUCUGUUGUGGGUUCAGCUUUAUUUUUACCGCUUUGCUUGUCUAUGUUUUUUAGUUCUAGAUGUGUUAAAGAGUGAGAUUGAAACCGCAUCUAACAACACUUCAAGUGUCUCCUUAUGAAGUUUGAAUGCUGCUUGACAAGCAUUUCUUUCAUGAAAGUGUGUUAGUGUUUGUGUCCUAUGACUGCAAGUCUCUCUACCAGUCAACUUGCUGAGGCCUCUCUUAUUUUUUUCCCAGUUAAAGGAACAGUUCACCCAAGUCUGAUUUUUCUCGCCUUCAGCUUGUUCCAAACCUGUAUGCUUUUGUAUCUACAACACACCCUUAAAAAAUCAUGACCUACCUAGAAAUGUAUUCAUAUGACAUUCAUAUGAAUAUCUCCAUAUUUCAAGUCUUCUGAAGCCAUACAACAGCGUUGUGUGAGAUCUUAAUAUGCACUGAAAAUCUCUAUAAACCAUCUUUUGCUGUCAUUCAGGUUUGGCAGGACAUGAGUAAAUGAUGACAGAAAUAUCAUCUUUGGUGAACAGCUCCUUUUAAGAAAAAUGACACUUGUGCACACACAAAACGUCCUUCGCUUUUAAAGGUUUUGUCAUAAUUUUAUAUGAUCCCUUUGAGAGGGAAUGCUGCAUAUUAGGUUUGGACUUCAUUUUUUAUGUUUGUAAAAGCAUCACCGAUGUGAAAUACAGAACGGUGUUCUGUGAAUUGUCUUCAAUAGCCUACUUUAAGAAUUGCUUUGUGAGGAGUUACUUUUUAAGUUUGCUGUACUCCACUCCUAAAACAUACUUUAUAAGUUAUGAUGUUCAUAUAUGAUGUGUUUCUUCAUUUUAUAUGUUCUUUAAUUAGCGACGAGCGAUGUAAUUCUCGUGUCUGUUCACUAGGUGGAGGUGGUGCUCAUUGAGUGGACCUCAAAUUUAUUCCAUACAUUUUCCUUCCUCUUGUUCAAAAUUGCUUGUUUUUAUCAAACUACACCAUGUUAAAUUAUUUAAUGAGGGAUGUACGUUUUUUAUUUAACUUGGUAUUCUGUUGAAGGGCAGAGAAAUAAUUUUUAUUUGUCACACUUGUCAAAAGAUUGUUCAUAAUUGCUCUGUUUUGUUUAGUCAGUUUUUUCUGUUUGGUACUCAGGAACAACAUUACAGGCAUCAGAGAGGAGGGGAAUUGUGUGUGUGUGUGUGUGCGCGUGUCUGUGUGCGCCUGCGUUCGUGUGUGUUUAUGUAGCGGAGGUGUGUGAGGUGUGACGUGUCACACUGAAGUCCUCUCGUCCUAAAGACUAGCUGUAAAUCGUGCUCUUUCAAAACAAUGGCAUCCAAGAAACAAUAUUAAUAAAAAAUGAAAUAUUAAA
This is a messenger RNA of Triplophysa dalaica, 5931 nucleotides long. RefSeq names its product solute carrier family 27 member 4 (gene slc27a4). Gene Ontology annotation, cellular component: endoplasmic reticulum membrane; microvillus; plasma membrane. The transcript has 13 exons. The coding region runs from base 455 to 2386 and encodes 643 amino acids. NCBI's taxonomy places the organism in Eukaryota, Metazoa, Chordata, Actinopteri, Cypriniformes, Nemacheilidae. Gene Ontology annotation, biological process: response to nutrient; very long-chain fatty acid catabolic process; medium-chain fatty acid transport. The record is from RefSeq and is a predicted model, not a curated record. Gene Ontology annotation, molecular function: long-chain fatty acid-CoA ligase activity; long-chain fatty acid transmembrane transporter activity.